AUGAUUACAAAUUGGUAUUUAGUCGGUAAUGGUGUAAUAUAUAUAUAUAUAUAUAUAUUUGGUUCCCAGACAACAACAGACCAGCGCCUCUGUAUCUCUCUCUUCAGCGUUUCUCUCUACCUCUCCCAUUAUACUGCCUCUGCCACUCCGCUGCUCUUCUCCCCUCCCUCUCUCACCGCCCUCCACCAGCCGUGCCUCCGCCACUCCUCCUCACGGUCGCCGACAGCUGGAGCAUCGAUUGCAAGCUCUCUCUCUCUCUGUGCAGUUCGCAUUUUGACACAAAAUCUAGUUAGGUUCAGUAACGUCAGGGAAAGAAGACAUUGGAAAUUAUACUGGUAUAUGCAUCAUUGUAGCUACUUUGGGAGUUGCAGAUGGCCAUGUUCAAGGAGGGAUGGUUGGAGACCUAUCCUUCAUGUGCCCUACAUUCAUCCAAAUGGUUUUUGACGUACAAAUGUGGAUAUGACUUUUUUUGACAACUACGGAAGGGCAGUGUUUUUAUAUCUCUGUCUGUAUGUAUAGUGGCUCAUACAAAUUAGUUUUUUUGCGUGGUAAAUAUCUAAAAUUUGGCUUGAUAGAAAUUAGCAUUGGACGUGGUACACAUUAGUUUUUGGGGCGGUACAGAAUAAAUUUUUGGUGUGGUAUAGAUUUCCUUUUGGAUAUUAAAUUUGGUUAAUCCUCUAUUAUGUAUGGAAUUAAAUUAUUGGGGGUUGCAUUAUACUUGAUAUCAAUGGAAUUUGUAUUACAUUUAGAAUUGGACGUUGAAUAUAAAU
This is a messenger RNA of Camellia sinensis, 770 nucleotides long. The record is from RefSeq and is a predicted model, not a curated record. NCBI's taxonomy places the organism in Eukaryota, Viridiplantae, Streptophyta, Magnoliopsida, Ericales, Theaceae.